AGCAGUACAGAGCAGCAGUGUUUUUAAAAGACCUUGCACUGGGGAAAGGAGUUGCAGUUGGCGGAAGAGAUCCACAGGAGCCAGACCCAGAUCACGUUACAAUUUAUACAAGCUGUAAGAAGACAAAUUGUAAUAGCACUUUAAGUGGGCACUUUGGGAAAGCACUUGGGAGGCCAAAGUUCCUUUCUGGAUCUCUUAACGAUUAUUGAAUUGAGUUGGGUGGCUGAAGGUCUUGUGUAAACUUUAUUUCUUCCACAUUCUGGCACUGUUCUAAGAGCUACUGCUGAUCAUCUCGUAACCCAUCAUCUCAGCUUUUACAAAUGGAAUUAUUAUUAAAGUUAGAUCUCAGUUUUUCUCUAUGUUGACUCCUAAGUCAGGCUUACUCCAAGCACUGAGGUGCCUGAGUAGAGGGUACAGAAAAUUGUAGAGGACAAAGUUUUCUAGUUAACCAAUGCUUGAUACUACAAGGACUAGGGAUGGGAAGGAUCCCUUCCCCGUCUUAAGACACAUAAAUUAAACCCUCCUGCGUUUGGUAAACCCUUUACAUCUGCUAUCCCCCCUAGAAAAUAAGCUGUGCCCUGCUAGAUCAGACUAGUGGGCCAUCUAAUCCAACAUGCUGCUUUACACAGUGACCAGCCUGUUGCCCUGAGGGCCAACAAACGGCCCAGGAGCUGAGGCCUUCCCUGCUGAGGCCUCCUAGUCAGGUUUACUGCCUCUGACUAGGGAGGCUCCUUUUCCUCAGCGUGGCUAGUAGCCACCAAUAGACCUCUCUUUCCUCCAUGACCCCCCUUUAAACUUUUCGUAACGACCACGCGGUGAAUUCCGCACUUCAGUUUCUGGUUGAAGAAGUAUUUCCGUCCUUUUGUUUGUCCUGAAAAAGUGUCGGGGGGGGGAGGCGAGGCCCACCUCGCUUUGUGGUUGUGGGCCACAAAUUGUGCUGUGGGCGUGCAGGCGCGCCUUUUCAAACCCCUAUCCUCGAUUUACACGGCCCCGCGAGGAGCUCGAGACCGCCCCCCAUUCGCCCAGCCAGGCGGUGGAGAAGAGGCUUCGCCGGCCAGCCUCGGCAGCCGGCAAGGCCCGUCCCCGCCAGCCUGCCGCCGCCAUGGCGCUUGGCGGGCCAGGAGGCCGGGCCUUGCUCGCCUGCUGCUGCUGCUGCUGCUUCGCGCUGCUCGCCUCUUCCCUGACGGAGCGAGGCGAGCGGCCGCUGGUUCCUGAGGCGAAGGGGCAGUGCGAGGCGGGCGGCCCGUUCGGCGGGCGCUGCGGCGGCCCUGAAGAGGCCGCGGCGGUGGACGGCGCAGCGCCGGGCCUUUGGGUGGCGGCGGCGGCGGCCUCCUCCUCGGCGCCUUCGUUCCGCGGGCCCGGCAACGACGACUCGCGCAGCAACCGGGAGCUGCCCAUCCUGCUGUGGUGGAGCGGCAGCCUCUUCCCUCACUUCCCCGGCCCGACGGAGCGCAUCGAGUGCCCGCGCGGCUCCUGCCUGGCCACCACGGACCGGCGCGUGCGGCUGCACCGGAGGACGCGGGCCCUGCUCUUCUACGGCACCGACUUCCGAGCCUACGAGGCUCCCUUGCCGCGCCUGGCCCACCAGACCUGGGCCUUGUUCCACGAAGAGUCGCCCAUGAACAACUACCUCCUCUCCCACCGGCCCGGCAUCGGCCUCUUCAACCACACGGCCACCUUCCGCAGGGAGUCCGACUACCCCCUCAGCCUCCAGUGGCUGCCGGACUUGGCUUACCUGCGCAGGAGGCCGGCGCUGAGCCUCGCCCAGAAGGAGGGCGAGCGCAGGCGGGGCCUGGCCCCCGUCCUCUACAUGCAGUCCCAUUGCGACGUCCCCUCGGACCGGGACAGAUACGUGUGGGAACUGAUGAAGUACAUCCAGGUGGACUCUUACGGUGGGUGCCUGAACAACCGAGAGUUUCCUAAUAUGAGGCUGAGUGACACAUCUACAGCAACCACUGAAGAUUCUGAAUUCAUGACUCUCAUCUCCAAAUACAAGUUUCACCUGGCCAUGGAAAAUGCCAUAUGCCCCGACUAUAUGACAGAGAAACUUUGGCGGCCAAUGCAUGUUGGAGCUGUCCCUGUAUAUCGAGGCUCUCCAUCAGUACAAGACUGGAUGCCCAAUGAUCAUUCCAUAAUUCUCAUUGACGACUUUGAGAGUCCCAAAGAAUUAGCAGAAUAUCUCGACUUCCUGGACAGGAACCCAGACGAGUACAUGAAAUACCUAGAAUAUAAGGGUCGAGGUGGCAUUACAAACCAGUUCUUACUGGAGAACAUGGAGAAACGUGAAUGGGGAGUUAAUGACAUGACUAUGCCUAAUUACCUGAAUGGAUUUGAAUGUUUUGUCUGUGACAGGGAAAAUGCCAGACUUACAGCAGAGAGGGAACAUAAGAGGACUCGUGGGAAAGUACCAGCUCCUGAACCCCAUAUUGCCCAGUUCACGCACAUGGGAUGUCCUCCACCAGCGCCUGGAUACGGAAACAUUGAAGACAUUCCUGCUGGAGACAGGUGGAAAGAGAUGUGGCUGCAGGAUUACUGGCAGAGCCUUGAUCAAGGUGAAGCCCUCUCAGCGAUGAUCCAUCACAACGAGUCGCAUCAGGGGAGAUUUUGGGAUUAUAUGCACAAAAUCUUCAUGAAGAGAACCCAGAAAAAUUGACUGUACCUACACACAGUUUUUUUAGUGUUACAUAUGGGGCAAGGAGAACCAAAAUAACUCAAAUGAACUUUGUGUGUGUAUAGAAUUCUGCCUGUGGGGGAUACUUUUUUCAAGGCCCCCAUGAGAAUUCAUUUGGGCAUGGCAUCACUCAGUGAUGCUUUUCAAGGAACAGGCCUCUUUCCUCAUGACCAAAGAAAAGUAUUGUGGCUACUAAUUCUGGAUUAGCCCAGACAGUAUUAAAGUUUGUGCCAGGAAGUGAAUGACAAGAAUUUGCACUGACAUGCCCUUCAAUGGAUUAGGGUUUUUUAAAAGAUUUUUUUCUAUACCACAAUAUGCAUUUCUGUCUGCAAAAUUCAUUAUGUGACCUUUUUUUUGUAAAUAUCAUACAAGUUCAAUUUUAUGCACUUUGUAUGUUAAGAGCUGUUCUAACUAUUUUUAUCAUAACUAUUUGUACUUUUCUAGCAAGGGGACUCAGUAAUCUUUGUAUAGACAGCUGUUCAGUAAGAAGCAUCAUGCAUUUCCACUGGCCCCAAGCAUGUUCUGACAAUCUGGAUUUAUUUUCUGUCCCUAGAUGGUUCAGAAUACCAAGGCAGGGCCAGUAUGAGUUACAUAAUGUAGAGUCAAGCCGUUGGGGCACAGUGUAUUGCUCUGCAGAGCUACCUGCUCAUCUGAGGCUUGAGAAGGUAGCUCUGGAAGGCAGCAUGGUCUAGUGAUUAGUGUCAGACUAGGCUCUGGGAGACCCAGGUUCUAAUCCCCUCUCUGCCAUGGAAGCUUGCUGGGUGAUGUUUGGUCAGUCACUCUCAGCCUAACCUACCUUACAGGGUUGUUAUGAGGAUAAAAUAGUGGAGAGAAUUAUGUACUUCCACUUUGGGUCCCCAUUGGGUAGAAAUGGGGGAGUAUAAAUUAAGUAAAUAAAUAAAUACUCUGCCCUAAUGACAUCAGAACGUGCCCUAGAAACGGUUGCCCCAUUUUAAAGCUGAGAUCCUGUAAAUCCAUAUUUUGCAACGGCAGCUUAUGUGCAAAACUUUGCCCAUUUCAAGGUAAGCAAUGGAGUUUGUUUUUAUUGACCUUAAAUAUCAGAAUAUCAGUUUGAUUGUUAAAAUGGGUGAGAUUGGGGUGAGAGGCCAAAGAUGGUCUAGUGAAAAAAGGUUUCGAGGUACAUUCAGGUGAUAAAGUGAGAAAAGGUUGAAACAAAUUCUUUGUUGUUCUCAAUACUUUGCCGUGGUCUUACAUUUUAACUUUGCAAAUGGUUUUAAGCAUCUGAUGUAGAAGCUGGUCACAGAAGGAAAAGAAAUACCAUGCAGGGUUUAAAUCGUCAUUUAAUAGGUAGUGGAGAUCUCAUAAACUGUUUUGCUGGAUUAUUAUUGGUACAUGAGGGGUGGGAGAACAAGUGCAGAGUUACAGUGGGCUUAGGUAUAAUCUGUUUAGUUCCAGAGAAAGUCACUGGUACUUUGUGCUAUAGUAUCAGUGUCGUUGGCCUAAUAAUAAAAAAUCUUUCAAGUUGCACAGAGUUCUUGCUCAGGCAGAAAGCUUGACCAAUCUGACCUUAGAAUUGCAGGGGACCAAAAAAAAGCCAUCUAGUUUAACCUCUUUCUGCAAGGCAGGAUCAUCUGCUACGCGCCCUCCACUGAAGACCCUACUCCAGGAUGUACCACUGGCAGAAAGCAUGUGCCUGCAGAAGAGGCAGCACAUAAGGCAGGGCACAGGAAAAAGCAAAAACCCCUUGGCUCACUAGCCAGAAAGAUUUUGGGGAUCUUUCUGAAUGGUGAAGCAGUGGCUACCAGCCACACCCCCUUCCCCUCAAGUUUACUUAUGUCCAGGACUUUUUUUUCUGGGAAAAGAGGUGGUGGAACUCAGUGGGUUGCCC
This is a messenger RNA of Eublepharis macularius, 4520 nucleotides long. RefSeq names its product fucosyltransferase 11 (gene POFUT4). Gene Ontology annotation, molecular function: alpha-(1->3)-fucosyltransferase activity. Gene Ontology annotation, cellular component: Golgi membrane. The transcript is spliced from 3 exons. Lineage: Eukaryota; Metazoa; Chordata; Lepidosauria; Squamata; Eublepharidae. Bases 1103 to 2653 code for a protein of 516 amino acids. The record is from RefSeq and is a predicted model, not a curated record.